Messenger RNA from Aspergillus terreus NIH2624, 669 nucleotides. RefSeq names its product putative DUF341 family oxidoreductase. The coding region runs from base 1 to 669 and encodes 222 amino acids. The transcript has 3 exons. Lineage: Eukaryota; Fungi; Ascomycota; Eurotiomycetes; Eurotiales; Aspergillaceae. The record is from RefSeq and is a predicted model, not a curated record. Gene Ontology annotation, cellular component: cytoplasm; nucleus.
AUGCCCCUCAAACUCCUCUGUCUCCAUGGCUGGGGCACCAACGUCAAGAUCCUCAAAUCCCAGAUGAACGGUCUGAUGGCGGAGCUGCGUCGCGACAACACGGCAACAUUCCAUUUCCUCGAAGGCGACGUCGACUCCGACCCAGGGCCGGGCAUUGCCGGCUUCUACGACGGCCCCUACUACAGCUACUACCACUUCCCCCGGCCUUUUUCCGUCCCAGACCUCGAUGACUCCCUGUCCGACGCCUACGACCGUCUCUACGACACCAUCGACGAGGAGGGCCCGUUCGAUGGCGUCUUGGGAUUCUCGCACGGGGGCACCCUCGCCGCAGGCUUCCUCAUCCACCAUGCCAAGUUGUACCCGCAGGCGCCGCCCCUCUUUCGCUGUGCCAUCUUUAUCAACUCCCUGCCCCCCUUCCGCAUGGACCCCGGCCAGGACCCGGUGGUCGAUGACGGUCUGGACGGAUACAUCGCCAUCCCGACCGUCAGUAUCGGCGGCGCGCAGGAUCCCCUGUUCGAGUACUCCCAUGCGCUGUACCGCCUGUGUGAUCCGGCCGCCUCGACCUGGGUGGUGCACUCCAAAGGACAUGGGAUCCCCGGGGACAGCAAGAACGUGGCCAUCAUGGCGGCGGCUAUUAGAAAGCUAGUGUUUCAGACUUUGACAUGGUGA